AUGGAAUAUUUGGAAGAAAUCAACAAAAUAUUAGCAAUCAGUUAUUAUUAAGUAAUUAUAGCAGAUGUUUAUACAUUAAAGGCAGAAAAAAAUAUAAUCUUAGAUGUUAUUUCAUCACUAUUUCUAAUUAAAAAUACUUCUUUAGCUUUAAUUUCACAGCGUUCUUGCUAAAGCAAUUUAAUUGACACUUUAACGUUAACAUAAAUCACUUCAUUUGAUGUUUGCUAAUACACAAACAAUUUAGAUAAUGUUAUUUAGUUAUCCAAAGGUUUUAAACUUUAAAGUGGUAUUGUUUUCUUAGCUGUACUAGAUUAAUAAGGUUUCUAAACAUGGUCUUUGAAUUUAUCUAAUUUACAAAUAUAAUUUACUGGCUAUUUAGUAUAACCAGCAAAUUAAUACCCCCCGUUCACAUACACUGAUAUAGAUAUACAUGAUAGUUAUGAUAUUAUAUUUACUGUUGGAUCUUACUAUGUUCUAAAUAUUUUUUAGAUUAUGGAUGGAAUGAAAUAUCAACUUUUGAAUAACAUAAAUUUAUAAAACUCAUAAUAUAGUAUCUUAAAUGUGAAAUUUUUAAGAGUUGGAUAAUAAGAAAAUAUUUAUUUAAGUGAUCUAUAAUUUAUAUACACACUAAAUAUUUAGACAACUUUUUAGUUAAACAGUAACAUAGCUGAAAUUGCUUUUAGUAAUUUAGAUAAUCCAUAUUAAUAUUAUAGACAAGAUAAUCAAAUAGCAUAAUGGUACUAUUUGGCAGAAAAUAAUAAAUUCCUGAUACCACUUUAGAAUGGUUAUAGUUACUAUUAAACAUACACAUAUAUAUUUGAUAUAGCUACUAGUUAAUAGCAAUAAAUACAACUUUCCUAUGCAAUGUCUUUUACAAAGAUUUAUUCUAUCUAAAUUGAUCAAGUGAAUUACUAUGUUAAUGCUUAAUAAUAGUUUAUUUUUGUUACUAAUGAUAAUUUUAAUGGAAAUAUAGUAUAAUAUAUUUAUAAUAAUGUGUUUCAUAAAAUAGAUGGUAAUAUAAUUACUUUCAAUAAAGUAAUGCCAACUGAAUAGAGCUAUUCUGCAUAAAUAUUACCAUUUUAUGGAUUAGAUUAUAAUCAAAUGAGUUAAUAAGUAGAAGCUUAUUAUGAUGGCUAACGUAAUUAUUGGGUGAUCUUUGGUAUACCUCAUAAAAAAAAUAAUGAGCUAUUUUUAUUUAUAAUAAUUGAAAUUAGCUAAUCUAUCCAUUCAACAUUAGUUUCUGAUAGUUAAGAUGACAAUAUUAACGAAACUAGUUAUGCAAUAUAUUCAGAUAUAAACAAACAAAUUAUAGGUCUAGAUGUAUUUGGAAAUGUUUAUAAAUGGAGUUCAUAAGAUAUCACAAAAUUCUAAGGAAAAACAACUAUAACAUAAUAUUAGUGCACUAAUUCAGGUGUAGGGGAAUUAUACCAUGAUGGAAACGUGAUGUAUUUAAUAGCUGUCUGCUCAGACUUUUAAGUGAUAAGCUAUAAUAUAAAUAAUGGAAACACUUAGUUAUUAGAUAAGCUAACAUCUAUGCCCAAUCACAUAAACUCGCUUGAAAGUAUCUCGCUAUUAGGAUACGGAGAUAAAUUAACUAGCGAGAUAUUUUUAUAUAAAUUUGACUCAACAACAAGAAAAUUUGUUUUAUUUAUGAAAUUUAUUGCAAAUUAUAGCAGGGAUUAAUCAAUAAAUUUAAGUUAUGUACCAAGCACUAAAAUGUUAUGGAUCCAGUAUAGAUACAGUAAUAUAUAUAUCCCUAUUGAGUAAUGUCUAUAAAAUAUUAAUGAUUGCUUAAGUUGUGAAAUGGAUUUUUAUUUUAAUACAAGUGAAGAUCAACAACCUGAUUACUUGUAUGGAGAUGGAACAUAAGACUCUCCAUUUAAAUCAUCUAAAUAAUUAAUGACUUCAUUUUUAUUAGCACAAUAGUAUAGUUAAUUUGUUGAUGGAGUUUAGAAAAUAGAUGUUAAUUUACAUGUUAACUCAUAGAAUUCCAUGAUUAUCUACCAUGAAUUAUUAGAUAUUUCUUAUGGAAGUUUGAUAAAUCUUAAUAUUAUUAACCUUGAUUAAUCAAACUAAGCAAAGCUAACAGCUUUUAAUUAAUUGUAAUUUCCUUCUUUCUAGUCUUUAUAAUUGAAGAAUAUUUUAAUAGUUUACAACAUAACAGAUAAAUAACCUUCUUGUGGUUUACAAUUUGAUAAUGUAAACUAAGUAUAUAUAGAUAAUGUUAAUUUAAAUUCUAAUAAUACAGCAGUCAGCUGCUAUUCAAUCGUAGUUAAUAAUUCAAAAUUAACAUUAUCUAAUAUUAAUAUUACAAAUUAAGACUUUACUAAUUUCAAUAAAAUUAUUCAAGUCUCUAAUUCCAAUUAAAUCAUUUUAAAUAACAUAAGUUUAACUAGCAGUGUUUUGGGAAAAGACUUUUCUAUAUUAGAAUAGAUAAACGAUGUUCAAGUUAUUAUAAAUUCCUUUGUUAUCUAAAAUAACGUUUGUAGUAAAUCUUAGGCGAGAAAAUCUUCAACUGUAGGUUACUUAUUUUAAGUUAGCUAAUUCGAUGUAAACGAUAUGAAGAUUAUUCGUAAUUAAUUUUGUGAUUAAUCAGUAUUUACUACUGUAACAAGUAUAAGUCAAAAUAAUAACCAAUUUUCUUUCCAAAAUGUUAUCAUUUAGUAGAAUUCUUUUUAAACAAUGGCAUCUUACCUAUUCUUCAAUGCAAUUUACUACUUUAAUUUACUUCCUAUGCAUACUCUAAUUCUUAAUAACAUUUAUGCAUCUAAUAAUUCCUACACAUCUGAUUCAUAAAAUAUUUCUGAUACGAAUAAAUUAACUAUUCCAUUAAUAUAAAUAAAUAAAUUAUUAAACAUUAGCAUUUAAAAUAUUGUUUUUUAAAAUCAUGUAGAGAUAGCAUUUUCUUCAAUUACUUAAUCAAAAAAUGCAAGUUUAUUUAAUAUAACUUGUUCAAAUUAACAAAGUUUUAUAAAUGCUGCUUUGUCAGAAUCUUAUGCAGGAUGUUUCUAAUUUGAAGAUAUAAAUAUUUUAAAUAUAAACAUUUUUAAAUCAAGUUAUAUUAAUGCAAUAGAUAACUCAAUAUUAAGCAUAAUAAACUAAAAUUACUAGUAAAAUUAAAUUAAUGCUUCCAAAAUAGAAGUAUUUAAUUGCUUUUUUUAGCAAACAAAAGUUAACACCUAAGCAAAUCCUCUAUUUAUCUCAUCUUUUUACCAGACUACAGUAACAAUUUCCAAUUCCAACUUUCAUGACAAUUAAUUAAGUGGUCUUCUUAAUCCCUAAACAUAAUCAACUACUGCUAUUUAGAGCAAUUCUACUAAGAUAAAUAAUUGUACAUUUAGCAAAUCUUCAUUUGACCUGAAUGAUAAUAACUAUAUAUUUAAAUAAAAUGGCGGAUUUCUAAGGGUUAAAACAGAUACAUUGAUUAUUAAUAAUACUUAAUUCUCAUAAUCAACAUCUAGGAUAGGUUCAUUUUUAUAUAUCGAACCAUAAAAUUAGAAGUUAUUAAUUGAGGUGAAUUAAUCAUAGUUUAGUUAAGGAUUUUCUAUUAUGGAUGGAGGAGCUCUAUUUUUAGACCCUUAAAGUGCGAUAUUUGAUUUAUCAUUUAAUUAAUGCAAUUUUUCAGAUAUUUACUCAAAUUCUUCUAAUUCAAAAGCUUUGUCUAUUGGGCAAUCUUAAUUAAUUUAGCAAAGCUAACAGAAUCAUAUUAUUUUAAUAGGUAUAAAAAUUUUGAAUGCUUUUGGAGGUACUAAUUCUGCAUUUUUAAAUGCAAUAAAAUGUAAUUUAACUAUACAAAGCAUGGCUGUCACUCAUAAUUAAUAGUUUUAGGUAUUAAAUUUAUUUAAUGAAAUUAAGUAUGAUUAAUUAACGACAUUCCAACUUUAAAAUUCUGAGGUAACUAUAAAUUAAUUGAAUUUCAGCAAUUUAAAUAUACCCACAAGCUCUUCACCUCUUUUAAUGAGUGCUACUUCUUCAAAUGUGACUAUUUAAAAUUCAAUAGUUGAAAAAAACAAUUUUACUCUAAGCCUGAUUGACUUCAUCCAAGGUUAGCUCACAAUACAAAAUACCAAAUUCUAAAAUAUACACUAAUCUAUACCCAAAUCAAGAAUAAUUGAAGAAUCUACAUAAAAUAAUUAAGGCUCUUUUAAUUCAUUGAUCAGGAUUACAAACUCAUAAUUAAAAAUAAAUUAAAAUUCAGUUUUUAAUUCAAUUUCUUGUUUAUACAACUGUUAAGGCUCAUCAAUAUUAAGUCAAUAAUCUACUCUAAUCGUUUAAGAUUGCCGAUUUAUAGAUUCUUAGUCAUCUAAUGGUGGUUAAUUCUCAGUAGUUGGACUUAAUUCUAAUUAUAAUAUUAUUGAGAACACGUAUUUUAUAAAUAAUGAAGUUAAUAAGGAUGGAGGAGCUUUUUUCUUGUAAACAAACUAGCAAGAUGUAUUUUAGUUAAACUUUAUUAACAGUAAAUUUACUUUAAAUAGGGCUUAGUAGGGAUAUGGAGGUGCACUUUAUAUCAGUUCAUAAGCAUAAAAUACAUAACAAUAGAAUAUCCUUCUAACAAAUAUAUUGAUUUAUUAAAACAGUGCAUUGGUUGCUGGUGGAAUUUUUAAUCAAGGGAUCAACCCAACAUUAGAUAAAAAUUCUUAAAUACAUAACAAUAUAGCUGAUUAUUAUGGGGCAGAUAAAUUUUCAUACCCUCAAGAGUUAUAUUUAAUAAAUUAAAACAAAUUUAAAGUAAAUAGCAAUAGUAAUUAAGCAAAAGUAAUUUUGGAUAAAUUUAAAAGUGGUGAUACCCUACCAGAUAUUAUAUUUUAACUUAGAGAUGAAACAUUAAAGCAAGUUAUUUAGUUAUAAGGGUAGCAAUUAUAAGCUCAAAUAAAAACAAGUAAUUCUUUAGCUUUCAAAGGAGAAACAAUAGUUAAUAUGGAACCAGUUUAAAAUGUUUUUAUCUUCAAAGAAAUGACUUUGAUUGGUAAGCCAGGGCAAAUGUCUUUUAUUGAAUUUACAUCUGAUUCAAUAAAAAUAUUUAAUAGUAAUACUCAAAGUUAUGAGCAAAACUAUUCCUAUCCUAUUUAAGUUAAUUUUAGGGAAUGCAAUAAAGGUGAAAUAAUCUCUUCGUAUAAUAAUAAUUUUUAAGAAUGUUAAACUUGUGAUGAAGGUAAAUACUCUCUAGAUUUUUCUGGGUGUUAUUCAUGCCCUUCUGGAGGUGAAUGCACUAGAGGAGUAAUUCUUUUAAAGCAAGGUUUUUGGAGAGAAGAACAAUACAGCUCAGAUAUUAUUGAAUGUACUAAUAGAUUGGAAAAUUGCAUAGGAAAUUCAUAUGGAAAUGCUGUUUGUAUAGAAGGGAAUAUCGGGCCUUUGUGUGAAGAAUGUGAUGUGUAAGGUACUUAUUGGAAAACUAGUUUCACAAAAAAAAGUAAAUUUGAGUGUAUAAAAUGUAAAGAAUAGAUAUACAAUAUAUGGAAAUUAUUUUUAUCUAUAUUAUGGAUAUUUUUUGCUGUGUAUCUCACUGUUAGGAGAGACAAAAAAAAUUAAAGAUUAAGGUUAAUUGUAAAUGCCUUUUAUAAAAAAAAUGUAUACACAUUUAUGGAUAGAUAAAAGACCCUUCUCUAUGAGUAGAAAUCAAAAAUCUAUAUGAAGAUUUUUGUUAAUUAUAUUUAGAUUGCCUCUGCAGCUGUCUCAUUUAAUUUAAAUAUAGGAGCAUAUGUAAUAGAUGCAAUUUCUUACUUAGGAGUGCCUAUUUCUACAUCUAUUGACUACUUAGAAUGUUUAAUAAAAGAUUUAAAUUCUGACAUUCCCUUGAUUUAUUUGAAAUUGAUUGUUUCCAUUCUAUGCCCUUUAGCUAUUUUGUUAGUUUACUUAGUAUAUGAAGUAAUUAUAUAAAAGUGUUACUACAAGUCAACGCGUCUUUUUUCUUACUCAGUAUAUACAGCAUCAAUAUUUUUAUUCCUUUAUGUAUAACCAGACUUAGUUUCUUAAAUGAUUGGCCUUCUUUCCUGUAGAAAAAUAAUGAACACAGAUUACAUAUUAAUUAAUAUGAAUUAUUAAUGCUACACAGAUACAUAUAAAUUUUACAGUAUAGCCUUAGUUCUACCUUUUUUGAUAUUGUGUACUAUUGUUUUACCUGCUUUUCUAUUUAUUUAGAUUUAUAUUUCCUAAAGAAGACAUGGUUUAAAUGAUGUAAAAAUAAAUUUAAAAUAUGGGUUUUUAUUUUAAGAAUAUAAAGAUUCUGUCUAUUUUUGGGAGAUAAUUAAAAUCAUUCAAAAAAUUGUGAUAAUUAUUCUUCUGAACUUUUAUUCUUAAGUUGUAAUGGUGAAAGGUAUUUUAAUCUACUUAGUUAUUUUGUUUUAUGGAGUGCUAUCAAAUAAAUACAAGCCUUACUAAUAAGAUUAAUUAAAUAAAAUUGAUAAUUAUUCAACUUAAAUUUGUGCUUUCACAAUAUUGCUUUGUGUCUUCAUUAACAAUAAUUAAUACAAUUAUUUGAAAAUUGGCUGUUUUAUAAUAAUAGUUUUGAUUAACUCAUUUUUUAUCAUUUACAUAGCUCUAAGAAUACUAAAAGACAAAUAUAAUUAAGUCAUUAAUCUAUUGUUUAAAGUUUUUGAAAAAUACCCAUCAAUACAAAAAUACUUUAAAUAAAGAAAGAUAAAAAUAAAUCCUGCUUUAAAGCAAAAGAUCAGAUCAUCUUUAAAAGAGUUUGCAAAGUUAAAUCAAAAUUAAAUUAAGGAAAUGCUCUCUUCUAUUAGAAAUACAAAAACAACUUAAUAAAACCAACAUGAAAAUGAUAAUUAACUUAAUUCUAAAUAAGAUUAAGAAAACAUUUUUUUACAAGACUUAAGUCCUACUAAGUAGCUAGAUUCUAUACCAAAUAGUCACAGAUAAAUGUUGAGCAUUGAAACAGACAGCUCUAAUUUUAAUACAUAGAUGAUUAACAGUUAAACAGAAAGACUUUAUGCAAGUUUUAAACCAAAAUCAAUGUUAAGCGUAGAAUAAAAGCACUUGACAAAUAGUUAAAAACCAAUUAAUGUUAAAUUUAAGAUAUCUUACUUAUAAGCACACAGUGGAGACAUUCAAGAAGAUUCUUAAAACAAAGAGAAUUCUAUAGGCAAUUAAAUUGAAGAUAAUUAAAAGUAAAAUGUGACAGAAAACUCUCAAUUUAAAGAAGUCUCUUAAAAAGGAUAUUCAGAAGCUACUUAAAAUGAAAUAGAAUUAAUAAAAAAUUCUUAAAUUAAAGAUGGCUCAUUAAGUGAACAAAUUAAGAGCUGUUAAAAUAUUUGA
This is a messenger RNA of Tetrahymena thermophila SB210, 7269 nucleotides long. Its product is annotated as transmembrane protein, putative. Lineage: Eukaryota; Ciliophora; Oligohymenophorea; Hymenostomatida; Tetrahymenidae. The transcript has 17 exons. The record is from RefSeq and is a predicted model, not a curated record.